Molecule: messenger RNA, 2833 nt
Organism: Prunus persica (peach)
Lineage: Eukaryota; Viridiplantae; Streptophyta; Magnoliopsida; Rosales; Rosaceae
Product: protein LAZY 1
Exons: 3
Coding region: 663-1961 (432 amino acids)
Biological process (GO): regulation of auxin polar transport; gravitropism
Source: RefSeq, a predicted model, not a curated record
GAAAGGUUUGGGCUAAUAUAAAUAAAAGAGAGAGAAAUUAAGCAUAAAGCGGAGCUGCAUCAAUGUGUUGUUUAAGCAAAAUGAGUGUACCCCUGUCCUGUUCAUAAAUCACAAGUCCAUUUAUAACUCAUAGAUCCUACAUGAGAUUGUAAUGAGUAAACUCUAAUUCAACUUCUAGAACCUACAGCAGGCAUUUAACUUUUCAGUUUUCAAUGCAAUAUUGAGCAGCUUUCAUCGUAUAUGAAAAUAUAGUACAAUGCUUAUCUAAAGCUUUCACAAUUUAACCAAUAAUCAUAUUUGCAGCGGCAUAUAUAAAACACAAUGCUUACUUGUGCAACCCACUUCAACGAAGCACAAAUACGCAUAAGAACAAUCUUAUAGGUAUCCAAACCACCCUUCAAUUUGUCUACAUGAUUUGGUCUUGAUAAGAACAGCCAACCACAAUCUUGUAUCUUUCUAAAUGUCUCUCUACUCAACCACCUCAGACCCUUCUAGCAAUGAGUGACUUCCACCUCGUUUAGAAGUCAUAAUGAAAAGAUCUUAUUCUGCCACUCUUCCUAUCAUCUCUUUUUAAAGCCCAUUUUCCUUGCAAACUAAACCUACAUCUAAUUUCUAUCUUCAAUGUUUACUAGAAAAAUAUAACAUCAAGCCCUUCGACACGAAUGAAAAUGAAGGUAAGUGUAAACUCUUACCAAAUUCAGAAUAAGAGCUAUGUUCAUUCCUUUAAACUUUAUUUUUGCAUUCCAUUCAUGCAGUUAUUACAAUGGGUGCACCACAAAUUUCGGCACAGUAGCAUUGAGCCUCUCAAGGAUCUCAGUAUUGGGGAUCCUGGUAUUUUCCUUUCAGCUCAGCCAUCAGUUGAUGAUCAACAUUCCCAUAUGAAGUCAAGCUUUGGCUCCAGCUAUGGAUCUACAUCCUUGGAGCCACCUAAAAGGGACCAAGAAAAAUCUUUUUCUGAAUCUGAAGCCAAUAGAGAAGAAGAAACAUCUGCUAUUAUCUCAGAGCUAUUUCAUGGCUUUCUCACCAUUGGAACACUUGGCUCUGAACCAAGUAUCAAUGAGCCGGAAACACCAACUUUUGCAACAACUUUAGAGAACUUAAGUGAGCCAAAAACAGAAGUGACACAGAAUGACUUGAAGCUCAUCAGCUAUGAGCUAGAAAAGUUCCUUGAGGCGGAGACAAAGGAAGAAGGGGUUCGUGCAUCAUCAGCAAGGAACAGUCAUGCUAGCACUAUUACACUCAAUGGAAAGCAAAUGGAGGAAUCUGAAGAUGAAGAGUACUGGACGACAACUGUGGUACGUCCGCUCAAAGAAUAUCUCUUUGGGUCCUCAAUUGAACUACCAGACACAAGAAUAGAAGCAAAGAAAGAAAAGACAUCACUGCAAGAGCUGUUUGAUAGGACAAAGAUGACAACGGAAAAUUGUAAGGAGACAAGUGAGAGUGUGGAUAUAAAAUCCGAGCAUAAGCAUACAUCUGCCAUGCAGUUCAUGAAGAAGAUCAUAAAAAAACUCCAUGCUUCUUCGAAAAGCUCUGCCCCUUGUACUGGUGGUGAUGUAACUGAUCCUGUUUCCACCAGGAAGACAUUUGGUGAGGCAUCUGAUUCUGUUUCAACCAAGAAGAAACCCCAUAAGAUCUUACGUAUGUUCCAUAGAAGGAUCCAUCCUGAAAGCUCUACAGCUGCAAGAGAAUUUGUCGAGGCCGAGAAAUACAAGGACAAGAACAAUUACAGUGCCCAUGGUCGUUGUAGAGAAAAUAUGAUGCUCAUGGGCAGAGACAACAGAAGGUUCCCUCAAGGGGCAAUGAUAAAGGAGGGGACAGAACAUGGUAAGAAAUACAUGAACUUGCCCCAAUACAGGCUAAGUGGCAGCAAUUUUAGAAGAAAGGGAGAGCACUGGAUUAAAACAGAUGCAGACUGUAAGUAUCACUUUAUAUCCUAUACCAUGGAAACAUACUUUGAUUAGUUCCCACUGGGUCUGAGAAAUCAGAUACAGAAAACCUAAAAUCCAGGAGAACAAAAAGUACAAAACACCCAACAGAAAUUUCAUACUCUACCAUCAGUCUUCUAUGAAAAAUUAAGUCUAUUAUGAAGUAUAGUCAAGAUCGGCAAAAUUGAGUCUAUUAUGAAUAUAUUUAACCACUUUGUGCUAUUUGCAUUGCAGACUUGGUGUUGGAGCUGUAGCAAUAGAAGUUGCAAGAAAAGUCAGUGGUCUUGAUCCUUUCUGAGACAGAAUGCCAAUCUUGUGAUCGAUAAAAUUAUCUUAUGCCAAUCUUGUGAUCGAUAAAAUUAUCUUUUCAUGUACUUAUUUAUGAGUGAUUGAGUGUUGAUGAACUCAAGAAAAAAUGAAAAAAGACUAGAAGGUAUUCAUCUCUCCUCAGUGUGUUGAUGAAGUUGUGACUCAGUUUUAUCUAAAUUUCUUUCCCAAUCAAUAAAGAUUUCAAUUAUCUACAAGUCUUAUUUGAAUGGUUGAGAGUUGAGAGCCAUUCUCAAAUUUCUUGAAUAAGUAUUCCAGUUACUAGCAUACUAUAUGGUGCAUCCCAUAUUUUAUGCAACCAGACCCUUUUUUUUCAUUGCUAUUGUGUUGUUUGAACAUCAUAUAUUCUUAUCAGACAUUGAGGAAACUUGCUCUUAGUCAAAGAGGCAGAUAUCAACAAAUAUUCUCAAACAUCUCACCAUGGUUUCACAAUUGGUUAUCCAGAUUUAAUGCAUCAAUUCUUAGAAACCCACUAUUCAGGCAAAGCACUACUGUUUAUGUGCAACAUGGUUCAAAGUCCAAUUCAAAUAGGUAGCACCAUAAAUUCGUGGACAUGAGUGUCAGAAGUAAAUAUAAAGUAA